This is a messenger RNA of Elaeis guineensis (African oil palm), 957 nucleotides long. Lineage: Eukaryota; Viridiplantae; Streptophyta; Magnoliopsida; Arecales; Arecaceae. The record is from RefSeq and is a predicted model, not a curated record.
AUGGCCGUCGAGCUCGAUUUGAACAGCUCCAUAGAAGAGGAGAAUAAGAGCAAGAAGAAAAAGAAGCACAAGAACCUCGAAUUUGAAGAUGGGAAGAUUGACAACAACGACGGCAAAAGCUCGGAGAAAAAGAUUAGCAAGAAGAAGAGAAAGGCUUCUCAUGAGGAAAAGAGCGACACCAUCUUUGAUGUGACAGUGAGGGCGAAUGGUUGUGCUUUGAAGAAUCUGAAACUAAGAAUGAUGAGGAUUAUGAGGAUAUCGAAGGUCCUAAGGGAGAAGUUGAAGUCCAAAGGAAUUGAGUCAAUGUUCCCUAUUCAGACGAUGACCUUUGAUUCCAUAUUUGAUGGGUCUAAUUUGGUCUGUCAGGAACGAACUGGUCAGGGUAAAACUUUGGCCUUUGUGCUUCCAAUUUUGGAGUUUUUGACAAAUGGGCAGUACAAGGAAGCUAAGAAAACUGGUUGUGGAAGGCCUCCAAGUGUAUUGGUGCUUCUGCCAACUAGAGAACUUACAAAUCAGGUGUAUGCAGACUUUCAGGCUUAUAGUGGUGCAGUGGGGUGGAUAAAGGAUCAUAUAGAGAGGGGAACUCUUGAUCUAAAAUUUUUGAAAUUCCGCAUCCUUGAUCAAGCAGAUGAAAUGUUGAAUAUGGGCUUUGUUGAUGAUGUUGAACUAAUUCUUAGUAUGGUUGAGGAUGUGAUAGUAGGUGAGCACCGUCGGGAUGGCAUCGAACAUGAGAACUAUGCACCAGACAAAAUCGAUCUAAGGGACGGUGGAGGCUACGGUGUCGACGGCGUAGGAGGGGACAGGGAAGCAGUGGUUGAAGACGGUGGAGAUGAUGAAGGCGAUCGUGCCAUCAACGAGGAUGCUAAUGCCCUGCAUGACAAAGAUAGUGGCGAUGAAGGCCCUGCGGGUCUUCUUGUUGGCAUACUCGAAGAGUUUAUGAGAAAGAAAAGGAGAUGA